AUGUCGUCUGGAGGCGAUCAGCAAGGUGCUUCGGCUGGCGUAUCGGCUACGCGCCGCGCAGUGCCCCAUAGACUCUCUCUCUGCGGUGUGAACUACACUACUCCGUACGAUGUCGUCGUCGGCUAUUGCACCGCCGUCUCGGAUGCGAGCAAAGAACGUCCCCGCGACACGAAUUUCACCCUUCGCGCUAUUCAAGACUACCUGCGAUCAUUCGACGGAGGAGAGCCCAAGGUCUUGACCGCGCAGCAGCUUAUCGACGAUACUAGCAUCCCAAUGCCGCCUCAGUUUGAAGACUGGAAUCCCAAGAAUACCGGCGUGGAACUCCCCGAGCGAGUCGAUGGCCAGAAUGUCAUUCGUUUCACCUUCCGCGAUACGCACAACCAUAUUCUCACCGACGAGCUUGUUCCGCAGGUGGCCUACAAUAUCUUGUGCUAUAAUAUCUACGAUCCCGGUGUUGCAGAGGGCGAGUCUGCAGUAUAUCUCCGUGUUGGCUCGGUGCCUCGUAACAAUUAG
Molecule: messenger RNA, 513 nt
Organism: Pseudomassariella vexata
Lineage: Eukaryota; Fungi; Ascomycota; Sordariomycetes; Amphisphaeriales; Pseudomassariaceae
Exons: 3
Coding region: 1-513 (170 amino acids)
Source: RefSeq, a predicted model, not a curated record